GGCGCCGGUUACCACAAUCUUGGCAACACAUGCUUCAUGAACAGCGUACUACAGGCUCUUGCGCACACGCCGCCUCUGGCGGAGUUCCGGCUGGGUCGACAGGAGGAUAGCCACGAGUUCCUGCGCUGCCUGCUGGAUGCUAUGCACGAGGCGUGUCUGAAGCGUUUCAAGCCCAAGCCGCCUCCGGAGCUCGCCGCCACCACAUUUGUGUACCGUAUCUUCGGUGGCCGGCUGCGCAGCCAGAUUGAAUGCGAAGGCGUGGAUUAUGUCAGUCGCACGUACGACCCCUUCCUAGACCUUAGCCUGGAGAUCAACCGCGCACAGUCCUUGGAGCGCGCCCUCUCUGCGUUCACGGCACCCGAGGUACUGGAUGGGCCCAACAAGUACCGCUGUCCCAAGAAUAACAAACUGGUCCGCGCAGUGAAGCGAAUCAGCGUGGAGGAGGCGCCAAACGUGCUGACGGUGCACUUCAAGCGCUUCGAGUACGGUGGAUUCGGAGCCAAGAUUAACAAGAAGGUGGAUUUUGGAACACAGCUGGAUCUGCGACCGUACAUGAGCAACGUUAAGGGGCCCCAACAGCUGUACGAACUGUACGGAGUGCUCGUGCAUCACGGUUACUCGGUCAACAGCGGGCACUACAUCUGCUACGUCAAGGCAGCUAAUGGUCUCUGGCACGUAUGCGAUGACCACCGGGUUACUGCAGUGGGGGAGCGCACGGUCCUGGACCAGCGAGCCUACAUACUGUUUUACGUCCGC
Messenger RNA from Volvox carteri f. nagariensis, 756 nucleotides. RefSeq lists its product as uncharacterized. Gene Ontology annotation, molecular function: cysteine-type deubiquitinase activity; cysteine-type endopeptidase activity. The annotation marks the transcript as partial. The transcript has 6 exons. Gene Ontology annotation, biological process: protein deubiquitination. Lineage: Eukaryota; Viridiplantae; Chlorophyta; Chlorophyceae; Chlamydomonadales; Volvocaceae. Gene Ontology annotation, cellular component: cytosol; nucleus. The record is from RefSeq and is a predicted model, not a curated record.